AUGAUUUGGACAUUAGAAAAUAUCCCAGAUGACCUUCAUUUCGAACUUUCGGAAUUUUUAUUGGAACAAGACUUGCAAAUACUUACUCAGACAUCUCAAAAGUUGCGCCAUAUUUACUGGUCUAAAAAAUGGAAUAAAGUCAGCGUUUUCCAGUCAAAAAAAGACAUGCAUAACUCUUUGUAUACCAAAGUGACAUUAAAUGUGAUGUUACACCCAGAAAAAUACAGCUGGUUUGCUAAUGACCUGGUAGGUGUACUUAGAAUAAAUAUCAAUUCUUUUAUAAAAAUUAUCCCAAUUCUGCCGCCUAUUUUUGACACACCAGAAUUUUUUAAAACUCAAUACCCUAAACUCAGAGCAAUUCAAUUCAUUGAUGAGCGAGACACUAUAUACCUAGAAUCUUAUUUAAAAAAAAAGCAGGGAUUUUCACCAUUUUUAUUUUUCCACGGCAACAUGGUCAUUGUUCAUGCUUUGAUCAAGAGCUUGUUUCACAACAUUGGUGUCAUAUACAUGGACUCGAAGUUUGUUAGAAAAGUUCACCUUGAGCUGAAAAACGGGCCUUUCCAACAAUUACCAGAAAUGCUAAGCAAGCUGCCGUUUUUGAAUUUCUUAAGAAUUGAGGUCCCCUUUAUGUUUGGAAAUAAUUCCAUGCCUAAAAGUUUCCCCGUACUUAUGAAGAGGUUUCCAAGCACCCUUGAAACAUUUCUGCUCCGCUUUUAUCCAAUUUACCCAGAUGAUGAUGAUCAACUAAAUUUUCAAACUCUUGACGAGUUAAGCCCAAUAUCAAGUAAGCUUAUUAUCCCAGAUGUAACAGCUAUAAAUUAUCGUUUCUAUGAUGCCAAGAAGUCUAAUAUCUUCAAUUACUUUAUCUUCCCCAAGUUGACUCACCUUGAGGUGGAAGGAGACUCUAGCUAUUUUAAUAAAUUAGAGCCGUUGCUUUUUGACAAAAUUACAAUCUUGAGACUUUCAUUUUACGGGUUCAUUAAUACAGAUGAUCUUUAUGCGGCAUCUGUUUCGCUCAAAAAGCUCCAGCACCUUCAACGCUUGGGAUUAAAUUAUUUCACAGGAAACUUUGAUCGUUGUAUACCAGAUUUCUGCGCCGUCCUAACCUGUUUAGAAGUACUUCGGUGUACUCCUGGAAAUCGUAAAACAAUGGUGACAAAAAGUGCUCGAGCCAUAGAGAAGCUGCUUAAAAUGGAUGUAAUUACCGGCUAUCAACCAGUUUCCCACAUUUAUACUUUUCGUAAAGAAAUCGCAGGUGCAAUUUUUGAUGUUGUUACAGACCCAUUUAAAGAACAUUAUUUCGAUUCAUUGAAUGAUCCCAUACUGGAUAUAAUUGAUUUAGUUUGGCGAGUGGAAGGUUUGUUUAAAGUCAUUCAAUCUUUAACUAAUAUUCCAUACUUGUAUGUGGAGUCUAGUGAAUAUUCGCCUUUACCAUUUUCUCCAAGCCUUUUAAAAAUCUUAACGUGCCCCGGAACAAUCAAACAGAUGCUUUUUACACAGGUAGCUUUAGAAAAACCAAGUUUACACCCCGUGGUGUUUUUGGAUGAAAAAGAUGAUAUUUGUGAAGCUAAGUUUGAAUAUUUAUACGGAAAAUCCCUCAAACUUCCAUACACUGUUUUCUCACUAAUUGACGGCCCAAAGUAUAGGCUUGAAGAAAAGGUCCAGCAGUACCUUUUUGAUUUAGAACAGAAGAGAGAUUUUGUAGAUAUAAAGAAACAGUUUACUACAGAUUAUGACAUUUCUUUUACUGAUAACUGGGGUCGAGAAUUUGGAACACAAGGUCAAGAUUUUCAUGGAUGGGUUUAA
Magnusiomyces paraingens is the source of this 1806-nucleotide messenger RNA. RefSeq lists its product as uncharacterized. The transcript has a single exon. Lineage: Eukaryota; Fungi; Ascomycota; Dipodascomycetes; Dipodascales; Dipodascaceae. The coding region runs from base 1 to 1806 and encodes 601 amino acids. The record is from RefSeq and is a predicted model, not a curated record.